Messenger RNA from Chelonia mydas (Green sea turtle), 2981 nucleotides. It is a transcript of the gene MBNL3, whose product is annotated as muscleblind like splicing regulator 3. NCBI's taxonomy places the organism in Eukaryota, Metazoa, Chordata, Testudines, Cheloniidae. The transcript has 9 exons. Gene Ontology annotation, molecular function: metal ion binding. Bases 1493 to 2572 code for a protein of 359 amino acids. The record is from RefSeq and is a predicted model, not a curated record.
GCUGUGGUUUUACACUCAGAAGAGAUGUUAUAUUCCCAGAUUAGAACUAGUAUCUGCAAAUAUUUUCUUGCCCCAGCUUGAUGUGAAGGACAUACCACGGGACUGAUUCUUCCUCUCUCACCUUGAGUAGUACCCUGUGAUUAGCGCCAUUGAUUUAAAUUGGACGUCUCACCGAGUAAGGUUCCACUCAGCCGGGGUAAGGGUAGCAGAAUCUGACUGUGUGCUUUUCAAAGAGCACAUAUAGCGAUAUGCAACGGAAAAACUGUAGUCUUUAGGGGAUGGUAUUUUAUGUCUAAGGGCUUCUGAACGCAUAAAAUCAGGGAGAAUGCGCCUGUGUAAUCCGAUCUGUUCUUGAAAGACUUGCAGAGGGCUGCAUGCUGCAGACAUAAGCUGUGUCAAUAAGAACUCUAUUCACUCUCUGAAAACAGCCUCGUGAUCCAGGUUUGAUUGGCAGCCUUCCUAAGGGAGGGCCUUUUUUGAGCAAGAGCUUGGAUUUUGGCGGCACUUCUGACUGACUCGACUGCCUUUUCUACCUCCCAUUUAUUGUUCUUUCCUCGGCGCGAUAAACUUGGAUUUCAGAUCUGGAGGCUUCUUGGUGCAGCAGUGGGAAUUUCAUGCAAGGAUAACAUGAGUGCAAAGAAGGUUUCCUUUCUCACAAUGCAGCUCCUCAGCCAAAGCAGCUUGUAGGAAAGAGAAGGUGACAGAUUUAGAAGAAUAUGAGGUUGCUGAAAAGUGCCUUUCCUGAAGCCACUGCUGCUUGGAUUUCUGUCUAAGGCUGUCUCUCUCUCCCCCCCCAACCCCCUCCCCCCCCCCUUUUUUUUUAAAUUUGGCAUUGCUUGCAGUUCAUACCCUAACGGCAACUCAUCCAUCCCUCCCCCCCCUUUUUUUUCCUUUUUACACUCUGUUCACUCAGCCAUUUUUUUCCUUCCCGAGUAUGUAGCAAAUAUUUUUGAGUGAUAACAUCCUUUCGCUCCUUUUAAUGCUCGUGAAUUGUCAUUUUUAGAACCAAGAAAUAAAAGGAAAAAAAAAAAGUUUUCUGCCCAAGGACCGAGACCAUUCCGCAAACAGAAGCGCUGCCAGCCGCAUAUGCUUUUUUGCAAGAAUAAUUGAAACCAUUAAGUGGAGAGCACAGAAUUCUUUUGAAAGUCUGCCAGUUAUUUUCAAGUAACUUUGGCAGUGGCACAAAAUAUAACACUUAUAUUUUAACUUCUACAAUUGCACUUUUAGGAGCUGGCCUCUCAUUUGAUUUUCAGUUAUUCUGAUAAGAUUUCUAUUUUAUGAUUGGCUUUAUGUUUAAUUCUUGUUGAAACAAACACAAUUUGACUUAAAUGAAAACCUAAGUGCUGACAAAUAGAAAUUUUACCAAAGCAACAAGUUAGUUAUUUCUUCACAUUUAACUUGAAUUCACUUUUUUACCCUUUUUAAAAAAAUCAGCAGUAAUAUUGUCCUAAAGAAGGGUGUGAUUGCUUGCGUUUUAAUUUUUGUUUUUAAUAUGGCUGUAAACGUUUCCCUGGUUCGUGAUACAAAAUGGCUGACUUUAGAAGUAUGUCGAGAAUUUCAGAGAGGUACUUGUUCUCGAUCUGAUGCAGAGUGCAAGUUUGCCCAUCCGUCACGGAGUUGCCAUGUGGAAAAUGGUCGAGUUAUUGCCUGCUUUGACUCUCUAAAGGGCCGGUGUACUCGAGAGAACUGCAAAUAUCUUCACCCUCCCCCGCACUUAAAAACACAGCUCGAAAUAAAUGGACGCAACAAUCUGAUCCAGCAAAAGACAGCAGCAGCCAUGUUUGCACAACAGAUGCAGUUCAUGCUACCGGGCGCUCAACUACAGCCAAUUACUACGUUUCCUGUGACUCCAUCACUUGCAACUAGUCCCACCAUGGCUUUUAGUCCCUACCUAAGUCAUGUUUCUCCUGGGAUGGGCUUGGUUCCUGCAGAGCUUUUACCAAAUACGCCUGUCUUGGUUUCCGGAAAUCCUACUGUUACAGUACCGGGAGGCUCUGUUGCUCAGAAACUGAUGCGUACGGAUAAAUUGGAGGUUUGCCGAGAGUUUCAGCGUGGAAAUUGCACACGUGGUGAGAACGAUUGCCGUUAUGCUCACCCCAUAGAUAUUGCAAUGAUAGACACAAAUGAAAACACUGUUACAGUUUGCAUGGAUUACAUCAAAGGCCGAUGCUCUAGGGAGAAAUGCAAGUACUUUCAUCCCCCUGCACACCUGCAAGCCAAAAUCAAGGCAGCUCAACACCAGGUGAACCAGACAGCUGCAACUGCAAUGGCCCUGCCGCCUGGUGCACUUCAACCUUUACCAAAGAGGCCAGCACUUGAAAAAAACAAUGGUGCCACCACAGUCUUUAACCCGAGCGUUUUCCACUACCAACAGGCUCUAGCUAGCAUGCAGUUGCAACAGCCUGCAUUUAUCCCUACAGUGCCCAUGAUGCACGGUGCUACGCCCACCACUGUGUCUGCAGCAACAACACCUGCCACCAGCGUCCCCUUCGCUGCAACAGCUACAGCCAAUCAGAUAUCCCAGUUAUCAGUAGAUGAACUGAGUAGCAGCAUGUUUGUUUCACAGAUGUAGAAGUUUCCGAUAGAACAACUAUGUUGAAAUUCUGAAGAGUAAAAUUAUGGAGUUCCAGGACUUCUCGGUGGGAAGCUGCACAUGGCCUUUCUGUAUAUAUUCCCUCCUCCCUCAUUUCUUCCUCGACCACCUCUACAGUAAGCCUGUUGCAGCCUACAUGUUAACCAAAAACUGAUCAAUGGGAAUGUCAAAAAAAAAAAAAAAAAAAAAAAAAAAAGCACUAUAGAAACAAUUAACAAACAGCGCUCUGUUAUAUGAGAUAUACAAGUAGACAAUUAUAAUAGACUUUUAUAACACAUUACUUUAACACACUUAAUCAUUUUAUGACUACCAUCAUAAGUGCAUCUGCACAGUGGACUGUUGGUUUACUGUAUACUAUCGAUGGAUAAAUGUUUGUCUUGUUUUUAAA